AUGUACAAGAAGAUCUACCAGUCCUUCGUGGAGGCCAUCGACGGCAUUGACAACGGGAUCGAGGUGGCGGACGGGCCGCUGAGGUACAAGAUCUACACGCACCUGAGCGGACGAGUGGGUCAGAUGAACCCGCGAUGGAACCAGGAACAAUCGCCCGGGCAGAGCAACGCGGCCUUCAAGCGGGCGAUGCGGCUGGCGGGAGAGGAGUUCGUCAACAGUGUGGUCGACUUGUGGGACUCGUGGUGGCCGGCCCGCGAGAUCGUCAAGUUGGCGUAUGGGAACCGGCACAACGUCCACUCCUCCGGGCAGAUCGUUCUGCUCGAGAGAUUCUGCCCAUGGGCCUCCCAUCUUUUCGACAUCGAGCAACAGCAGCAACAGCAGCAACAGCAGGGCGGCUCUUCAAGCGUGCCUCCAGUGGUGUACGUCAUCUACGCCGACGUGAAGGGCUCGUGGCGCGUGCAAGCCGUUGCCGAGGAGGAGGGCUCCUUCACAUCGCGCAAGGCCCUUCCCGAGCAGUGGCGGGGGCUGAGGGAUGAGGAGCUGAGUCGUGUGAUGGGCAUAGAGGGGGGAGUGUUCCUGCACGGCACUGGGUUCAUCGGGGGCCAUGCGACGAAGGAGGGAGCGAUGAAGAUGGCCGAGAAGGCACUCGCUGCAUGAUAUGAUGGGCUGCUAGGGGAACGAUGGGUGGUUGGCUGGCUGGACGUUGCGUUGCGUGUCACUUGGACCGAACAGCUAGUGGCAUGUGUUUAUGUAUGUGCGUCGACUCGAGUCACAUUUACCUCUCUGAAUGAAUCGCCCUCGUACGAACAUGUAUGUAUGUGUUCAAUCAAGCAAUCAACGCCCCCCCCCCCCC
Vitrella brassicaformis is the source of this 853-nucleotide messenger RNA. The record is from the annotation of a GenBank genome assembly. NCBI's taxonomy places the organism in Eukaryota, Vitrellaceae.